GUGGAUAUUAGUGCUGACACAAUUGCUUUGCUGCUGGGGCCACACCCCAAGGAAAAUCCUCCUCGUGACUAAUUGCAGCUCAAUUGGACUUUCAGUUAACCAUCCCAUAGUCGCACAUCAAUAUAAAUAGCGCAUUUGACUGCGUCGAGGGUUUAAUACUGUUUUUGCUCAGGAAGUCGCAUCACAUUCAAAUCCUUAAAGAUGAGCUGGAGUUUGAAAAGAAGCUGCAUUCCGCGGACUUGCGCAUGGUCCAAAGCCAGCACGAGUCUCGCAUGGUGGAGUUAGAAGCCGGCCAAAAAGUGAAAGAUCUGGAGGAGGCUCUGUCUACAGAGAGGGAGCGGACCCAGAACAAGGAGGAGAGGUCUUUUUACAGCUUUAGAACAUACCACAACGUUUGCUCUCAUAGCAAUUAAUGUCUCCACGUUUGUCCCCAGGGUACGCCAAACCAUGUCGGCCAGCAAAAAGAGGAAACGUCCGAAGGACAGCGAGGGUUUGAGCUCGGGCGGAUGCAAUGUGCCUCGUCCUAAAAUCGCCCAGCAGGUCACUGUGGAUGAGCAGCAGGUCACUCUGGAUGAGGUGGACUCGUACGGCAAAUAUGUCAGACUCCGCAAUACAGUUGAUGAGGAUCAGAAUUUGGGGAACUGGCAGGUGAAGCUCCAGAUUGGAUCUUCUGCUCCCAUUGUAUUCAAGUUUGCCGCAGAAUUCAUCCUGAAGGCCCACGAGAGUGUCACGAUCUGGGCGGCUGACGCUGGCCGAAACCACAAUCCUCCCUCUGAUCUAGUCUGGGAGACACAGUCCAACUGGGGACCCGUAGGCCAGGUCCACUUUACCUUGAUCAACGCCAACGGAGAGGAAAUAAGGAUGAGCAAAGCCACUGGCGCACGUUUGGAAGAUGAUGAUGGAAAUUCCACUUCCACCAUGGGAUAGAGGAAAUGUAAUUUCGGUUUCUUGUGUGUCUUGACAUAUGAAGGGAUUGACAAUAAAGCAGACUUUGACUUUUGACAUGGUCACAUUAUAAAAAUAUUGUAUAAAUUACAAUUAAAUGGGCUUUUUUUAAAUAAAAUCUGCUCCGACCUGUUGUGAAAUUUAAUUGAAAUAAUUGAAAUAAAGUUGUUGUUCUUUAAAAAUGA
Molecule: messenger RNA, 1130 nt
Organism: Syngnathus typhle (broad-nosed pipefish)
Lineage: Eukaryota; Metazoa; Chordata; Actinopteri; Syngnathiformes; Syngnathidae
Product: lamin-B2-like
Exons: 5
Coding region: 448-927 (159 amino acids)
Source: RefSeq, a predicted model, not a curated record